Molecule: messenger RNA, 2898 nt
Organism: Conger conger (European conger)
Lineage: Eukaryota; Metazoa; Chordata; Actinopteri; Anguilliformes; Congridae
Gene: cabp1a
Product: calcium binding protein 1a
Exons: 9
Coding region: 458-1918 (486 amino acids)
Molecular function (GO): calcium ion binding
Source: RefSeq, a predicted model, not a curated record
CAAGGUAGGCUACAUCAUUGUCCAAGGACAGCGAGACACGCAAUACAGCCUGCAGCAUAAAGCGGGGUUCUUAAAACAUCCUCGUGCACGACAGUGUGCGGUUUGAUGUCAAUCGCAGCGUCUCUCCCACACAGGAACAUUGCUGUGUAUACAAACGGACACGUUCAGUAACAGAAUAACGACGCGGCGCUACGGAGCGAGCAGGUGGCUAUAGAAACUUAGCAGUUUUUCCUUGAGAUAGCGGGAGAGAGAAAAGAGUGAGAGACAGUGAACAAAUUGGUGUUGCUUCAUUGCUGUUAAAUAAUGCGCUGUCAACCUUAGGAAAGAGUCCAGUAGCUUAGUAUGUGGCAUUGCUGACACAUUGUCGGGAUGCCUCAACUGCACAUGGACAUGACAUUCUAAGCGCGACUUUGUUUUAACAGUAAUCUAAUUUUAUCAAACAAGAAGAACAGCAAUAAUGAGCUCCCUUCCAAAGAGCGAAUCAAAAACCUCCCUGUUGAAAUCUUCAGCGGCGAGUCGCAAGACCACACACCGCUCUGAACACACUGGAAACGGCCGCCGCAGCAAUCAUCGCCCCGUCGCUCAGCGAAGCAGCAGUACUGCAGAAGAAACAUGCUGGCCGGCUGAGUGCGACGCUAGCGCCCGAAGACCUUUGUGUCACCCUCGACUCGUAAGUAAUCGGAGUAGUGGGAUGAAACGAGGGACCAAAAGCCAGUCCCACCAUCCGCACGCCCACUUUGCCCCCGGAUACGACCAGGAAGAACUGCCGGAGAGGCAGGGGAUCGGGCGGGGUGGAAGGGAGCGUAACAAGCCGUCCAGACACCCACACCAUCACCAUCACCAUCACCAGAGAACCGCCCCGGACGACAUAGGUCCAGAACAUCAUUACGGAAACCCUCUUCCAGUUCGGGUACCCUCCCCGGCACACUCUUUAUCAAAGCGCAAUGACGAUGCUGCGUUCUUUUUUGAGUCAAGGGACCAUACAAGGGCCAGUUCGUCUCUCAGCCUGGUCUCCGACCCGCCCGCCAGCCUGUCUUCCCCUGCUUCAUCGUCACCGCUGCCUGCGUCCUCCAGUCGCUCAUCUGGCCGUUCCGGAAGAUCCAGCACGGCCUCCUCAGAAUCUGACUCAAAUCUACACCCCAUACUCAACUCUGUAUUUGGACAGAUGCUCCAGGAUGAGAAGCGGAGGUACAGAGCAGUGUGGUCCUCUGAGGAAGGGGGCCCGGGAGGGGGCCCGGGAGGGGGCCCAGGAGGGGGCCCGGGGGCCUGCCAGGAGCCUCUAGUGGCCCUAGCCCAGAACUGCGCUCUGAUGCACAACAUACUGGGGCCUGCCUGCAUCUUCCUCCGCAAAGGAUUCGCUGAGAACAGGCAGACUAGCAGCAUGAGGAAAGCGGAAGCUCCAGUCACCUGGUGUUGCACCUUCAGCCACACAGGCCUGGAUUCAAAUGCAUGUAUCAAAGACAGAGAAUUGCGACCAGAGGAAAUUGAUGAGUUGCGUGAAGCUUUUAAAGAGUUUGAUAAAGACAAAGAUGGUUUCAUCAGCUGUAAAGACCUGGGGAACUGCAUGAGGACCAUGGGAUAUAUGCCCACAGAGAUGGAGCUGAUUGAACUCAGCCAGCAGAUCAACAUGAACCUGGGAGGUCAUGUGGAUUUUGAGGACUUUGUGGAGUUGAUGGGACCCAAGCUUCUUGCAGAGACGGCAGACAUGAUUGGUGUCAAGGAGCUAAGGGACGCCUUCAAAGAGUUUGACACCAAUGGUGAUGGACAGAUCAGCACAGCAGAGCUCAGAGAAGCCAUGAAGAAGUUGUUAGGACAACAGGUUGGUCACAGGGACUUAGAGGAUAUUUUGAGAGACAUUGACCUGAACGGUGAUGGCCAUGUUGACUUUGAAGAGUUUGUCCGAAUGAUGUCCCGCUGAAAGACAAGGACCUGACCACAUACACUGGAUGUCAGUCAGCUGCUGCCCCUGCCCCAUUACACGGAUGAGGAAGAAACAUUGAAAGAGAAAGAAGAGGAACAUCACUUUACAUUGAACUGAGCCACCUUUCCUAAAGAGAACUGGAAACUGAAGAUCCUCUGAUCUCUCAACUACAGACCAAGAAGAAUUAUCACCACAGCUUGCCCAAACCCAGCCAGACUGACACCAAGUGAUAGACUGACACACUGACAGUUUCAGCACUUUCAACCCUCCCCAAUCCUCAAAUAUCAUUGUACAUAUCUUAUUUGGGGAGUGGGGGCUUCCCCUGUCCUACCAUGUAAUGGCAAUAUUAUUUAUUUAUGUUUAACGUCUGUUAGUUAUGUUUACUACUUUGUAUGUAUGUCUCUUUGCUUGUUGGUAUGUAUGCAUGUCUGUGUGUGUAUGUGUCUGUGUGUGUUCUGUUUAAUUAAGAUGUGUUACCUGACUUUGUGAAUGAAUUAAAGUGGAUGAGUGAUUCAAUUGCAGUCAGAGCUAUAAAAUGUGUGAGACAAGAGAAUAUUUUUUACUUUUUAUUAAACAUAUUGAGGAGCAUCACAAAGCCAUGUGAAGACCACUAUGCUCCAAUAUUACCAGUUUUGUACUGAAGACAUACAAGACAGUACAUCCCAUUAUCUGCACUUAACGUCUGUAAGAAAUGUUCUCUUGUCUAAUACACAGCAAGCAGACUUCUGCUGGGUUUACUUCACUCGUCCUGAGCUUAAUUACACAGCUUCUGAACACAUGGAUGCACUUAUGCGAUAAACUGUGUUUGUGUGUUAGUUGUUUAAAUGUACUGUAUGGCAGUUACUGGUGUGUGACUUUGUCUGCGUUGAUUUCUGUCAUGUUACGUGUUUUUACGCAUGCCAAAAAAGAAACAAACUAUAAAGAAAACACAUCUGUUCCUUUCAGAGGACAGAUAAUAAAUAUUCCUUUACAGGUAA